AUGCCCAUGUCCCGCCGCUCCUCCUCUCUACUGGCACCUACCCACACCGUCCUCCCUGGACGCCCCAUCUUUCUCUGUGCAAAGCCGGAACCAGACAAUGCUAGCAUCACUUGCCUGUGGUGCCCCAGAAGGCCGGAAGAUUCUGCACAUGGGUUCAAGGCUCACGCGAUGACACCAGAUGGCAAAAUGGACGAUGAUGAAGCAACUAUGUCACAGGACGAUGCCUACAGGAUGACGAUGGGUUCUGAGGUCAUUGACAGCUGGUCUACAUGUUUCUUUUCAAAUUAUAUAUUAGCACAUCCUUUUUACACAGUUUCUUUCCCUCGUCUAAGGCCCAAAGUCAUCCAAAAAUGCAUUAAGUGCAAUAAUGUGGCUCCCCCUCCCUCCAACAUUCCUCACCACCACCCUUCCAUUAUUCCCCCUCCCUUCAUUGCUCCCCCUCCCUCUGUUGCUCCCCCUCCCAUUUCUCCCCCUCCCUCCAUUGCUCCCCCUCCCAUUGCUCCCCCCUCCAUCCAUUCCCACCUCACCCUUCACCACUCCCUCCCUUCACCACUCCCUCCCUUCACCACUCCCUCCCUUCACCACUCCCUCCCUUCACCACUCCCUCCCUUCACCACUCCCUCCCUUCACCACUCCCUCCCUUCACCACUCCCUCCCUUCACCACUCCCUCCCUUCACCACUCCCUCCCUUCACCACUCCCUCCCUUCACCACUCCCUCUCUCCUCCAUCACUCCUUCCCCCUCCCUCCCCCCUCACUCUCUACUACAUCCUCCCCCCUCCAUCACUUCCCCCUGUCUUCCCCCCUCCCUUAA
Laccaria bicolor S238N-H82 is the source of this 813-nucleotide messenger RNA. RefSeq lists its product as uncharacterized. The record is from RefSeq and is a predicted model, not a curated record. The transcript is spliced from 4 exons. NCBI's taxonomy places the organism in Eukaryota, Fungi, Basidiomycota, Agaricomycetes, Agaricales, Hydnangiaceae. The coding region runs from base 1 to 813 and encodes 270 amino acids.